AUGGCUGCUAAGUUUCCUGAUGAAUCACAACCUGUUUCUCGAUUCUCUGAUUUUACUUCAGAACCAACAGAAACGCUUCCACCUAUCCAAGGCUAUGAAACUAGGCCUCUUGUUUCUCUGGAAGAAGCUAUCCAUCCUCUCAUUCCACUUGUUCCUGAAGUUGAACGCAUGGCUUGGAUAGUAAAACAAAAUCAUUUCGAUGGAGAACAUGGUUUAACUAAUGAUGAAGCAGCCUCCAUCUUACUUUAUACAAUAGAAUGGGAGCCAAAACAUAAAUCAUUUUAUAUUAUCCUUAAUAAUACUUUACGAGCAGCUGAUCGACAGUUAUUGAAGCCAUGGUUUCUUUAUCUUCGCCUCAUUAUGACAUCGUUAGCCAAGCUUCCAUCGGAUUCUAAUCGUCUCACGGUAUAUCGUGGGGUCAAACUUGAUUUAAGUGCACAAUAUCCAAAAGGAAGUACAGUCACUUGGUGGGGCUUUUCAUCGUGUACAACAUCUGUCGAUGUUUUAAGCAAUGAGCAAUUUCUAGGCAAUGGCCUUCACAUAAUACAACUCAAAGAAAUCCAACCCAAAUUUCCACUCAUCAAUCCUGUACCACAACCUCCGUUACAUCCACCAACAUCGCCUAUGCCUAAUCCAACAUCACUUCAAAAUCCGCCGAACCUGCUUAAGCCACAUGAAUGUAAUGAUCCUUCUCUACAGAAGUACAUUGACGCAAUGUAUCUCGACCAAGUAAUUCUUACAUUCAAAUACACUUUUCCUCAUCAAUCGUGCCACUCUAAAUCAAACUUCUACCAAUCGUAA
This is a messenger RNA of Adineta steineri, 801 nucleotides long. Lineage: Eukaryota; Metazoa; Rotifera; Eurotatoria; Adinetida; Adinetidae. The record is from the annotation of a GenBank genome assembly.